This is a messenger RNA of Mesorhabditis belari, 4287 nucleotides long. Lineage: Eukaryota; Metazoa; Nematoda; Chromadorea; Rhabditida; Rhabditidae. The record is from the annotation of a GenBank genome assembly.
AUGUUCUUCCCGUAUGGAUGUGAGGCCGAAAUUCGUUUACCGUGGAAUGGAGAGAGCUCAUCUGAUUGUUCUCCUGUUCAUUAUGUGUGCGCGAAUCGAGAUCGAAAUACGAUAGCCGCUGUCACGGACGAUGUUUUGUAUUUAUACCUUGCACAACCCCAAGUCUUGUUGUGCUUAUUGGGAAGAGAUGCGGCUGAUGUCCUGGAGAAAGGAGCUUUUCGGCGAAUCUAUUGGCGAUUCGAUUCUUCGUUUUUGGCAGUUUUGACCUCUCGAAAUCACAUUCUUAUCUACCGUGUGGAAACCUCCAAUGAGAAUUGCUAUAAUUUAAUUGAUUCGGCACAUUCACAAUUUCAACGUCAAAGUCAGGAGCUUUUCAUGAAGGAACCUCGUCCCAACACAAAGCUGAACUUGGCUGUCGUUGUAAAUCUCGCCGCUAAAGCCACGUGUGCCGUGUCAAUGCGAGAAGAGUUGUUGGUGAGCCUAACGAAUGGUUUCGCUCAUCGAAUUUCAUGGUCUGGCCAGGUAGAUGCUGAAUAUUCCAUUCGCCUAUCUUCAGUACCCUUUGCUAACGACCAGUUACAAAGCAGACCCGAAUUCAUUCCGGAAGGAACCUUUAUCAAGGAUAUGGUUUAUGCUCCGUUGAUGGGUGGAUAUUGUGUGGUAUUGAAUGAUGGAAGGGCUUCUCUUUUCACAUCUUCCGAUCCACGCUUUCAUCCAACAACUUUACUUGGCGUUUGGGCUCUUCAAUUAAAUGAUGCAGCAUGCGUAGAUGUCAAUCACAAACACCGACUUCUUGUUUUUGGAUGUAGCAAUGGUGACGUUGCCGGGUAUCACAUUGAUGACGUGAGUGGUGCUCUUUUAUCAACAUUUCGGGUUCCUUUGGUAGUCAAAGAUGGUCCAGAAUUAUUAAACUGGCUUGGCCCGGUCCGUCGAAUCAACGUUCUGCAAAAUGGAGCCGCUUUUGCCGUGAUAUGGGGUCCCAAAAACAAAUCCCCAAUGAAAAACGAAAGCAAGACGACGACUCCCGCACUUGCAAUAUUCAGUGCCUAUGGCGGACAGACUUGGUGUUCACUAGAAGCUUCCUACAGCGUGCCGCUUCCAAUGGGAUCGUUAAUGAGUGUAGAAUGGGGAGCAGAAGGGCUACAUCUAUGGAUAGCUCGUUCAACCGGCUUAUCUCUUUUGCCUAUCGUUCACAACGCUUCCAUAAAUAAUCCUACAAUGGAACAUUCGUCUCGCGUUCUCUUGAUUGGCUCUUCAAAGUUAUUGUUAUCGCCGGCAAGGGAACGUGAACCUCUAGCAUCUGCACCACACUCUGUUUGGACAACUUUAACCCCGCAUAAUGAGUAUCUCGCAAAUAAUUGGCCGAUCAGAUUUGCUUCCAUUGAUCGUGAAGAGGCCCGUUUCCUUGUAAUAGCUGGUACUCAUGGAUUUGCACAUGGAAAUUUGGCAACUGGAAAAUGGAAAAUUUUUGGGAAUGAAUCACAGGAACGCGAACUUAUCACCACAGGAGGAGUAUUUAUUUGGAAAGGGACAGUUGGAGUUGCGUGCUGUAAUGUCGAGCGAGCGGCAGAGUUGUUACGGUUUUAUCCCUUGAAUACGAAACUGGAUAAUCAAUAUUGCUCCGAAUAUGAUACUGAAGCUCGUAUUUUAGCUCUAAACAUACGCGAAGAUUGCCUUGUGACAUUUGAUGUCGAAUCGAGGAUCCUUCUAUUCCGAUUGACCGCUAGUCAGAGCUCAAAGUCUGCGGAUGCUUAUGUGAGAGUGGCAGUUGAAAAAGCGGCAGAAAUUCGUGUUGGUGAUCUGAUUCCACACCCGGCUUGUUUAGUUUCUAUUCAUGUCACCGAGUUGAUACAAGACAAACCAAAGAAUAUGCAUGUCCCUGAGUCUUCAUUUUUUGUUCGAGGCGUCGACACUGUUCUCGUGAAUGUUUCCGGUCGCUUAAUUACUUUGAAUCCGAAAGGACAUAUGCCCACCGAUACAGAUGAGGACGUGAAGUUUCAGCUGAGUCAGCCGAUAGUGGUUGCUUCAUUUGUGGAGCAUUUAUGGCACGAUAGAGCACAUGGAUCGACUCAAAAAGCAGGAUCCGCUCAACAUCUGUCGAAUGCUAUGUGGAUCUAUUGUGGAGCAAAAGGAAUGAAAGUGUGGUUAACUCUUUCUCGCCGAGGAAACAUUCAACAAGAGUCGUUCCAUGCUCGACGUAACAUGUUACCAUUUACUCUUGAUAUUCGACCUGUUAUCAUCUAUAGUUCGGAUUGCGUGGCUGUGGGGGUCGAGAGUCUUCCAACUGUUUAUGGAGGAAAUCAUUCAACCACUCUCUACAACGUCCAUCGAAAUAGCGAGGUAUUUCUACAUCACAUCCUGAAAGAACUUCUCAAGAAGAAUUUGGGCGAGUUUGCAAUUGAAAUAGCGUCAUCGUGUCGUCAUCUUCCCUAUUUUCCACAUGCCCUCGAAUUGUUAUUGCACGGAGUACUCGAAGAGGAAGCAACAAGUAGCGAACCAAUUCCAGAUCCGUUACUACCUCGUGUUGUCGGCUUCAUAAAAAAAUUUCCCGAAAAUCUGCGGACGAUGGCUCAUUGUGCAAGGAAAACCGAACUCGCUCUUUGGCCAGCUUUGUUUGGCGUCACCGGCUCACCGAAUGACACAUUUGAAAUGUGCCUUCGAGAUGGAGAAUUGCAGACAGCUGCCAGCUAUCUUAUUGUGUUACAAAGCAUUGAAAAUACAAAUACAAGUCUUGGGCAAGCAGCUCGAUUAUUACGAGAAGCCCUCUCAGCGGGAGAAUGGUCUUUGGCCCAAGAUAUGAUUCGUUUUGCUUCUUCCAUUGACGCUGAAGAUAUUGAAAGCCAACCGAGGACCCCUCCACCACAACUGGCCAAAGUAGCGUCAAGACGGAAAGGAACCACUACCUCUGCCGAUGAUGAACUCUUUGUCACGAGAUUUCAAGCAGCAAUUACAACAAAAUCGUCAUCUCGUAUGCGCCACGAUACUCAACCAACGGGAGCCACUCGAAAAGAUAGUGGUGGAUCAGGGAGACGACUCAGCAAGGCGUUAUCCUCGGAUCUCGGACCUCCGUCACCGAAUUCAGCGAAUGCUAUGUUAACGCAAAUGCAAGCCAUAUUAAAGGAGCAUGCUGCAAAUUUACUACGGGACUAUUGCAUUCGUGAUCUAGGUUUCUUUUGCGCUCAUCUCAAUUUUGAUUUGGUGUCGUUGCUUACAAAUUCGGGGGUUUCAACAAACGUCAAUGAUUGGUCAGCCGCCAUCUCAAGGCUUCAUUCACAGUUCGAAUGGCCUUAUCCAGUGGCUGGGCAUCGAGUAGUUGAUCAUCUUGCGCGUAAACUCGGGAGUAUGAAAACAAGCCAAAGUUCCGUGAGCUUAGCAACUACACCACGAACAAGUCAUCCUGCCAUUCCUUCGUCGCCAAUUGUGCCUUUUUCAAAUAAAGGUAUUAUAGAAACUCAAAAUCUUCUCCCGGAGGAUUUGAUAUCAGACACAGCUUCAACAAUAGUGCAAGAUGUUCCGCUCAGGCCCACGGAGUUAGCAGCAAUGUCAAACGGGCGCAAAGGCAGUAGUGGGGAAGGAUCGGGUGAAAGAGAGCUAAGAACACCCAGAAUAGAUGAUGAAGGAAGAACAUCGAGUCCCACGCCUUCUUCGAUCACCUUUCCCACUCCCGGAACUCCAAAUGGAGCCGCUCAAGAUAUUUCGGGUAUCGAUCUCUUGUGUGGCUGGGCGACAGUUCGCGGAUCGGAUUCAAGUGAUGCCCAAUUGUUGCACAUGAUCAACCUUUUCGAACAGGCGCAAGCCACUGAUUGGGUAUUCUUGCUGGCUUUACUGCGCCGUGAUUCAAGCUGUCUGAGAAACUUCGUGAAUGUGACAACUGCACGAACACUACCAACAACGUCUCUUCAAAGACUUAAGUACGGAUGUGAUGAGUUGAUGUUUUGGGCAAAAGACAUGUGCACCGGAUACUUGCCGAUUCUCCAAGUUUUCCUUGCACACAUUGAAGUUGUGGCCGAUGCAAGCGGAAUUUCGAUUUCGAACAAUGACAUGACGACAAAUCGAGUCGACAAAGAAAUAAAACAAAAUGGUGUCACAGAAUCAGCAUCAACAAAUAAGAAAAUCGUGCCACGAGAUCCGUUGAAAGGAAUGGAUAGUCGAGGAGCGCUGCGGGCAGCAUUUGAUCCGACAACGGCUAAUCAAGAAAGGCGAAGACGGGAACGAUCAAGAAGCGUAGAUCGAAGAAUCGAUACUGUGAAUGCUCAAUCAAAUGAUAACAGUGAUUGUGUGAUUAUG